AUGACAGAUUUCAGUGUGGAAGGCUGCAUUGACCUCCCCCCAGACUCACCUCUAAUGCGGAGCCAUGUUUCGGUCUUUGAGACGCGUCCAGCAGUUUAACUGCAACCUCCUGACUUCACAAAGACUCGGAGUGAACUCCAAACUCCGCAUCUGCACGUCCACGAUGUCCGCCUCCGAGUUCAGGAUCGAGCGGGACACGUUCGGGGAGCUGAAGGUCCCCGCUGACAAGUACUACGGAGCUCAGACUGUCAGAUCCACCCUGAACUUCAAGAUCGGGGGACCCAGUGAGAGGAUGCCGCUGCCGGUCAUCAAGGCGUUCGGGAUCCUGAAGAAAGCAGCCGCGGAGGUGAACAAAGACUACGGCCUGGACCCAAAAAUAGCAGAUGCUAUUGUCCAGGCUGCAGACGAGGUUGCAGCAGGUAAACUGGACGAUCAUUUCCCUCUGGUGGUGUGGCAGACCGGCUCAGGAACCCAGACCAACAUGAACGUCAAUGAGGUGAUCAGCAACAGAGCCAUCGAGAUCCUGGGAGGCAAACUGGGCUCCAAGGAUCCGGUCCACCCCAACGACCACGUCAACAAGAGCCAGAGCUCCAACGACACCUUCCCCACCGCCAUGCACAUCGCCGCUGCCACAGAGGUCCACCAGGUCCUGCUACCCGGCCUCCAGACCCUCCACGAUGCUCUGGCCGCCAAAGCCGAAGAGUUCAAAGACAUCAUCAAGAUUGGGCGAACCCACACCCAGGAUGCCGUCCCGCUGUCGCUGGGGCAGGAGUUCAGCGGCUACGUCCAGCAGGUCAAGUACAGCAUCGAGAGGGUGAAGGCCGCCAUGCCCAGGGUGUACGAGCUGGCAGCAGGAGGAACCGCAGUGGGGACGGGACUCAACACCCGCAUUGGGUUUGCCGAGAAAGUUGCUUCUACAGUCGCUUCCCUCACAGGUCUUCCCUUCGUCACAGCACCCAACAAGUUCGAAGCUCUGGCUGCUCACGACGCCCUGGUGGAGCUGAGCGGGGCCCUGAACACGGUGGCCGUCAGCAUGAUGAAGAUCGCCAACGACAUCCGCUUCCUGGGGUCAGGACCUCGCUCCGGCCUCGGGGAGCUCAUCCUACCCGAGAACGAACCGGGCAGCAGCAUCAUGCCGGGCAAAGUGAACCCGACCCAGUGCGAGGCCAUGACCAUGGUGGCGGCCCAGGUGAUGGGGAACCACGUGGCCGUGACCAUCGGAGGCAGCAACGGACACUUUGAGCUCAACGUCUUCAAACCCAUGAUGGUGAAGAACGUGCUGAACUCAGCGCGGCUGCUGGGUGACGCCUCCGUCUCCUUCACCAACAACUGCGUGGUGGGCAUCGAGGCCAACACCGAGAGGAUCAACAAGCUCAUGAACGAGUCGCUCAUGCUGGUCACCGCCCUCAACCCGCACAUCGGCUACGACAAGGCCGCCACCAUCGCCAAGACGGCCCACAAGAAGGGCUCCACGCUGAAGGCCGUGGCCGUGGAGCUCGGAUACCUGACCGAGGAGCAGUUCGACCAGUGGGUGAAGCCAAGCGAGAUGCUGGGGCCAAAGUGAACUCUGAAACACUACCAAACAUAGAAAACACACUUUUCCAGCGCCAGAAAAGAGUUUACUAUGAAAUCAAAGCAGUUGAACUGUUGGAGAACAUUUUCUGAAUCCUGAACAUCUCUGAAUAAAAGUUUAUGUCAACCUGC
Molecule: messenger RNA, 1704 nt
Organism: Acanthochromis polyacanthus (spiny chromis)
Lineage: Eukaryota; Metazoa; Chordata; Actinopteri; Pomacentridae
Gene: fh
Product: fumarate hydratase
Exons: 1
Coding region: 65-1564 (499 amino acids)
Biological process (GO): tricarboxylic acid cycle; malate metabolic process; fumarate metabolic process
Cellular component (GO): tricarboxylic acid cycle heteromeric enzyme complex; mitochondrion
Molecular function (GO): fumarate hydratase activity
Source: RefSeq, a predicted model, not a curated record